GUUUUGAAGGGGAAGUAAUGGCGGCCGACGAUGACGCGAACGGAGGAAACACUUUUUAAAUACUUGUGAAUAAAGAUGGACGAAACGCCUCCACUUCCUCACGUCGUGUGUAUGAAAUGUCUCAGGAGUGGGAGCCGACGUUUUUUUGGCGCUUUCGUGCUCAACCAAUCGCCGAUUCAGCCGAGGAACAUUACUGCAGCUCUGAAGAGGAAGGAAGUCGUCGGAGUGUUUGGCUUCGGUUUGGCUGUUUCUCGCUGAGUGAACAAGAUGGCGCACCGUGGUUCAGAUGUGUGGUUUGUGAUAGAUUCUUACUAUUACUUGAAUAUUUAGCAUCAGUUGUCCCAAACCUGGGGGUCGUCGUACUCUCGUCACCCACGAGGUCUCAAGGAAAAAGAAAAGUUGGUAGGAAUAUUCUUUUGUUUUUGAUUUUUCUCCUGAGUAUUAUAAUUUCAUAAGGAAUCUUUAAAAAAAUCGGAUCCACGAUUCCACUGCGAUUUUUUAAUGUUAUUUGACUUUAUUAUUCAUUUUAAUUUAUUCAUUUAUCUGUUUAUUUUUCUUUCUGCAUGUUUUCAUCAAAUUUUUUUUAUCAUGUCAUAUUUUGCCGUGUUUCCCCCAUGUUCUACUGCACACUCUCUUUUUGAAUUUAUUUCAUCAAUUUACAUAUUUUCAUCUCGUUUUGUCAUGUCAUAUGUUGCCGUAUGUUUUUUUCUUGAGCUUAUUUUUUACUGCACAUUUAGUCUAUGCUUUUCAUAUGAAAUGAGCUCUGUAAAUAAUUCAAUUUCAUUUUUAUUUAUCUCGAACCAUCAACAAAAAAAACCAGAUAAAAACACAAAGAUAAAUGACUCAGAAUCCAUCAAAGAACAAAAACAAGGAUGAGUUUGAGAAGGAUAGUUAUAGAGUCCUGCCCCUACUUUACAAUAUCAUAUUAUCACAGACAAAAUACAAAUACAUGUACGUGUACUGCAUGUAAUGUAUACUGCAUACAAAAAUACAGGUCAUACAAUAACAUACUGUACAACAAUACACUGUAAUUAAAUUGCAAAAGAAUAUAUUCGGGUUUCCUCCUUUUCUGAUUUGGUCAAAUAUUGUUCUCUUGUAUCUAAUUUUGAACUGUAAAAUAUUAUAAUAAACUUGACUUGACUUUGAUUUGACUUUAACUUUUAUAACUUAAUCUGAUGAUUUGAAUAUUCUCACGUUUUGCAUGCAGCUGAUUAUAACCGGAUAGUACAUAGUUCUGCUGGUCGUGGUUUAUUUUGAAAUCUUUGUCAGGAAGGAGCCAUCGUUUGAUUCCGUCCGUGCCUCGACUCGUGUGACGCGCAGAGCUGCGUGACCAAGUCACAUCCACCCUCCACACGGUGCCAGCGGCUUUUUACGCAUGACCAAAAACGAGAGGAAACCAGUCGUGUCGCGCAGCUGCAUAGUUCAAAUUAAUCUCAUAAACAAUAACCAUGUAAAUUAGGAGUUGGUUGAGGGGGAACACCGACGAUGAAGCUGUAAAGACGACAAGAAGGAGGUGAUGGGGAAACGAACUCAGAGCAGAACAAACUUCGAGGAACACUUUGAAUACUUUUUUGUGGAAUCUAAAUAACUUUUUUUUUGCUCCGCGAUGCACAAGAGAUGGACGCGUCGCAGGUUGCCCGUCUUGGUUUUCACCUUCUCCAUCAUCCUCUACGUGGAUUUCCAAUUGCGCACCAGCAGCAACCCUCCCACGCUCCGUGCGCUCCCGCGCCACCCGCCACCCGGCGGUGCGCUCCUGCUCCAGCGCGCCAUCCAGCAGGCUCCCGACGCCGCGGCCGAGGACGCGCGGAGGGCGGCCGCCGGCGACCCGACCUCCGCCGGGGCCGCGCGUCAUCACGUCACCCGGCCCGACCUGGGGCAGGAGGACAUCUUCAUCGCCGUGAAGACCACGGGCCGGUUCCACGAGACGCGCCUCGCGCUCCUCCUGGAGACGUGGAUCUCCAGAACCAAGGCGCACACGUUCAUCUUCACAGACAUGGAGGACGAGGACGUGAGUUCAGAAGGUUAUAAUGUGGUGGUAACAGGCUGCCAGUCAGAUCACAGCCAGCAGGCUCUGUCCUGCAAGAUGUCCGCCGAGUACGACGGCUUCAUGGCCUCGGACAAGAGGUGGUUUUGUCAUGUGGACGACGACAACUACGUGAACCCGGAGGCCCUCCUCUCCCUGCUCUCGGCCUUCCCCCCGGAAGGCGACAUCUACGUGGGCAAACCGAGCCUGGACAAGCCCAUCACUGCUCACGAACUUCUGGAGGGCAACGCGACGAGGGAGGUGCGGUUCUGGUUCGCCACAGGAGGAGCAGGGUUCUGUCUGAGUCGGCGACUGGCGGAGAAGAUGGCUCCAUGGGCCAGUGGCUCCCGGUUCGAGAAGACUUCGGCGACCAUCCGUCUCCCCGACGACUGCACGGUGGGCUUCAUCGUGGAGAAGAGGCUGGGCGUCUCCAUGGUCCACUGUCCGUUGUUCCACUCCCACCUGGAAAACCUGCUGCUCGUCAACCACAGGAGCAUCCCACACCAGGUGACGCUGAGCUACGGGAUGUUUGAGAACAAGAUGAACAGCAUCGAGGUGAAAGGAGGCUUCUCCAAGGAGGACGACCCCUCCAGGUUUAAGACGGUCCACUGCCUGUUGUAUCCUUUCACCAGCUGGUGUCCUUGAGCUCCUUCCGAAAACCCCCUGGGACAAAGACUGUCGUUGCCCCCGCCUGGAUGAGGAGGCUCUUCCUGGGAAUCGUAUCUGUAUAAAAAUGCAGGGAAUAUAUUCAAUGGAACAGUAUUAGACGCAGACAAGAUCCAGGACCUGGAGAAGCAACAGAUCUGAUGAAUGUGUGCCGACUCAGAACACAGGAUGUAAAGAGAACUCUUUUUAUACGAUGUGAAAGGUCUCCUGUCACUUCUUCACCUCGGUGCCACAAAGAAAACUGUGUAUUUUUUACUCUCGAUCUUUUGGAACUGAAGCACUUAAGGCAGAACUUGCAAGUGGUUUUGUUGAGAAAUGGACAGAAUGACGAUUUUUACAACAUUUCUAUGCACUUUUAAUUUGUAUCUAUCUCCUAUCAGUUGAUUAUUUCUUCAUAAUCGUCAACGAUUAAAAAGUACGUACGAGCGGGCUGCGCCUGCACGGCCUGAGUCCUCUUGCAGGUGAGGUUGACGAGUUGCUAAAUUAAAUUUUAGUGUCUAUCGAUCGAGUGUGUGCGGCCUUCUGUGUGUUUUAUGAAGGGCCUUGUGUCCUUUUGCACACAAUGAACCAUCCUGACAUCCCUCUCCCCUUAACCAAACCCUCCUGUCUCCUGGCUUCUCUCGCUCUCUACCUUCUUUUCCCUCCCUCCAUCCCUGUAUUUACUCAGUCUUAUACUCAAUGGCUGUGCCCGCUCCUCCAAGGCCACGGCUGAAAGUAAAAUGAACUUCCAUCCCA
Molecule: messenger RNA, 3424 nt
Organism: Scophthalmus maximus (turbot)
Lineage: Eukaryota; Metazoa; Chordata; Actinopteri; Pleuronectiformes; Scophthalmidae
Gene: mfng
Product: MFNG O-fucosylpeptide 3-beta-N-acetylglucosaminyltransferase
Exons: 10
Coding region: 1607-2668 (353 amino acids)
Biological process (GO): regulation of Notch signaling pathway
Cellular component (GO): membrane
Molecular function (GO): O-fucosylpeptide 3-beta-N-acetylglucosaminyltransferase activity
Source: RefSeq, a predicted model, not a curated record